GUGCCACAGACAUCAAGGUCCCAGAUGAGCCCGUGGUGGCUCUUUUCGGCCAAGACGCCACCCUGCGCUGUUUCUUCUCCCCUGAGGCCAACUUCAGCCUCAACAACCUGAGCCUCAUCUGGCAGCUGACGGACACCAAGUGCUUCAUCUGGCUGGUCUUAUUGGCUGGAAGAGUCUGUCCUGGAGCUUGCCCUAUCUCAUUGGGUUGCUCCAGAUCCCGAUCCUUUGUUCUUGUCCAUUGUGUCAUGCUGGCUGUCCUCUCCCUUGCAGCUCCCUACUCCAAGACCAGUAUGAAGGAGCCCAACAAGGACUUGAAGCCAGGAGAUCUGGCAGCCGUGACUUGCCAUGCUUCCCGUGGCUACCCUGAGGCCAAUGUCCUCUGGCAGGACAGCCAGGGCAGCAACAUCACAGAAAAUGUCACUACGUCCCAGGUGGCCAAUGAGGAAGGUCUCUUUGACGUGCACAGUGUCCUCCAGGUACUGGUGGAGCCCAGCAGCACCUACUCCUGCCUGGUGCGAAACCCAGUGCUGCAGCAGGAGAUCCAAGCUUCUGUCACUAUCACCCCUCACCACCCUCCCGCAGGUGCCAUGGAGAUCACGGUCCCAGAUGAGCCUGUGGUGGCUCUUUUCGGCCGAGAUGCCACCCUGCACUGCUCCUUCUCCCCUGAAGUCAACUUCAGCCUCAACGACCUGAGCCUCAUCUGGCAGCUGACGGACACCAAGCGCUUGGUCCACAGCUUCUCUGGUGGUCAGGACCAACUGGCAGAUCAGGGUGGGGGCUACGCCAACCGUACGGCCCUUUUCUACGACCAGCUGGCUCAGGGCAACGUCUCGCUGCUCCUCCGACGUGUGGAGAUCUCAGAUGAGGGCAGCUUCACCUGCUUUGUUCGGGUCCGGGACUACAACAGUGCAGCUGUGACGUUGCAGGUGGCAGCUCCCUACUCCAAGCCCAGUAUGAACCUGGAGCCCAACAAGGACUUGAAGCCAGGAGAUCUGGCAGCCGUGACUUGCCAUGCUUCCCGUGGCUACCCUGAGGCCAAUGUCCUCUGGCAGGACAGCCAGGGCAGCAACAUCACAGAAAAUGUCACUACGUCCCAGGUGGCCAAUGAGGAAGGUCUCUUUGACGUGCACAGUGUCCUCCAGGUACUGGUGGAGCCCAGCAGCACCUACUCCUGCCUGGUGCGAAACCCAGUGCUGCAGCAGGAGACCCAAGCUUCUGUCACCAUCACAGGCCAACACCUCGCCUUCCCCGCCGUGGCUCUCUGGGUGACGGUGGGCCUCGCCAUCUGCGUCGUGGGGCUGCUUGCUGUCCUGGCGUAUGUGUGCCAGAAGAAAAUCCGCCAGAGCUGUGAGGAAGAGGAGGAAAAUGCAGGGACGGAAGAGCAGGAUGAGGAGGGGGAAGAACCCAAGACAGCUCUGCAGCUGCUGAAGAGCGCGGAGAGCAAAGACGAUAACGAGCAAGAAAUUGAUUGA
Leptosomus discolor (cuckoo roller) is the source of this 1472-nucleotide messenger RNA. It is a transcript of the gene CD276, whose product is annotated as CD276 molecule. Gene Ontology annotation, cellular component: external side of plasma membrane. Gene Ontology annotation, biological process: regulation of cytokine production; T cell receptor signaling pathway. NCBI's taxonomy places the organism in Eukaryota, Metazoa, Chordata, Aves, Leptosomiformes, Leptosomidae. The record is from RefSeq and is a predicted model, not a curated record. Gene Ontology annotation, molecular function: signaling receptor binding.